Molecule: messenger RNA, 1230 nt
Organism: Dicrocoelium dendriticum
Lineage: Eukaryota; Metazoa; Platyhelminthes; Trematoda; Plagiorchiida; Dicrocoeliidae
Source: the annotation of a GenBank genome assembly
AUGGUGUUUCUAUUCUAUGGAUUUGUGUCAAGUCUAGUAUUCCUUUUGUGUUUUCGGCUAAUCAGCAUUGGCUCAGUGAACUCUGAUAUCUAUGUAAUAUCUGAGGAAGAAAGCGCGCGGAUUAUUUGGAAAGUCGAACAGGACUGCAUCAGCAACAGAACAGCAGAUGCAUCACGUUUGGAUGCUACUGAAAAUUGGCCAUAUCGGUUAUGCCAUUUCCACGCUGUCACUUCUAGUCGCGAUUGUAAUUUCAACGAGAUUCAAGCGCCUGCGGUGUUCCAGGAACACAAUUCAUAUCAACUUUUUCAGUGCCAUUCUUCUUCGAUGCAUCGUUCACUUUUUACGUGCAUUGAAUCCGUCAACUAUGUGGCUGUGUCGUAUGCUUUCCACACUGACGACCUUCACGGUGGCGGCCACACACUCUUGGAUAUUUGUCGAAGCGUUGUUCUUGCACAACACUGUGCUAAUCCAUGUCCUCAACGAGCGCAGUUGUUCUGUGGUAGUCUACAUUGUAACCGGAUGGAUCAUACCAACAAUCGUGGGCCUGACUUGGACGCUGCUGAGGAUCGUAACAGCCCAUCACGUUUACUGGAGAUUAUCUUUCCUGUGAUUAUGAUCGCACUGAAUGUGGCCAUCUUCAUGAACAUUUUGCGAGUAAUCUUGCUGAAAAUGAAAGCACAACCUUCCAGUGAAACAUCAAGAAUUAAGACGUUUUUGAAGUCGACAUCAGUCCUAGUGCUCAUCUUUGGCCUUUAUCAUGUAGUUUUUGUACCACUGGAUUUGAUGGAAUCUCAACACGGUGCAUUGCAAACAAGGAAGCUGGAGUUAAUAAAGCUUUAUUACAGACAAGUCAUGGAGGCACUUCAAGGUUUCUGUGCUGCGUUACUUCUAUGCUUCACGAGCAGAGAGGUAAUUUGCGAACUCAAACGCUACUACCGAACAAAGCAAGUUCAAAAUGCGAUCUACAAUCCGAGUCGUCACGGUUCGUAUGCCGGCACGGGCAGCAAGCGCCAUCUUAUUAAUCCGAACAACCCGGUCACACAAAACACACAGCCGUCGUCGUCGGGCUGCUUUCGUUACCGAGACCUAUACAGAAACAUCUUGAAUAAGGAAAACAAGGUGCAGUCAUUCCACAGGCCUUCUGGUCCUCGAAAGCCAUCUGCACUUUGUAUGCAACAAGAACCGGCUGUAACCCGAGCCAAGUCGCAAUCGGAUAUCACGAAAUCUUGA